AUGUCAAUGUGGAGGAGACUCCCGGAAGAGAAUCAGGUAGAUAUCUUUCUGAAAUUACCGGUGAAUUCAAUAUUAGCAUGUAGAUGUGUAUGCAAGAUUUGGUUUAAUCUACUUCGUAACCCUAAGUUUAUUAAGAAUCACCUUAGUCGAUCAAUUCGAUAUAAUAACAACCCUAGACUCAUGAUUGUUCAGCCUCAGUAUGGCAAGAACCCCAUUAUUAGUUCCGUAGAUUACAAAUCAAUUUCAUCUUCAUCUCCUUCAGAACUGAAAGUUGUUUCAAUAAAUUAUCCAUUUGAAGAUAAGGAAAUUGAGGGUAUUGUAACUCUGGGUUCUUGUAACGGAUUGAUUUGUUUCGGUAUUUCUACUGGAAAGGGUAUUGAGGCGAAAAAUUAUAUUUGUAUUUGGAACCCAUCAACCGGUGAAUAUAAGACUAUCAAACUACCAGUAUACGAAUGUGUGGCUGAAUAA
This is a messenger RNA of Papaver somniferum (opium poppy), 468 nucleotides long. RefSeq names its product putative F-box protein At3g47150. Gene Ontology annotation, molecular function: protein binding. The transcript has a single exon. The record is from RefSeq and is a predicted model, not a curated record. The coding region runs from base 1 to 468 and encodes 155 amino acids. NCBI's taxonomy places the organism in Eukaryota, Viridiplantae, Streptophyta, Magnoliopsida, Ranunculales, Papaveraceae.